AAUAAAAAAAGGAUCGAAUAAAUAAAUAAAAUCAUUUUGAAGAGAAAAAGAAAACCCCUGGAAUUCACAAUGCAACAAGAGUUAGAGCAAUGGAAGGAACAAGUUUUUCAUCUAUGGAAUGUAGCAAUUGAUUAUCUUCGCCAAGUUCCCCUAAACCAACUCCAUGCUUUUACUAUCGUGCUUAUCACAACCCUCCUUCUUUACAUACUUAGGGCUUGGAAGCGCACCAAAUCUAACACCAUUGUUUUGACGGGACUUAGUGGUAGUGGUAAAACUGUUCUCUUCUAUCAGCUUAGGGAUGGCUCUACUCAUCAGGGUACUGUUACAUCAAUGGAACCUAAUGAAGACACUUUUAUUCUUAAUGGUGAAAAAACAAAGAAGGGCAAGAUAAAACCUGUUCGUAUUGUUGAUGUUCCCGGGCAUUCUCGUCUUCGACCCAAACUGGAUGAGUAUUUGCCUCAAGCAACUGGUGUAGUCUUUGUGGUUGAUGCUUUGGACUUCUUACCAAAUUGCCGUGCUGCCUCAGAGUAUCUAUAUGAUCUAUUGACCAAGGGAAGUGUUGUGAGGAAGAAGAUUCCUCUGCUUAUUCUCUGCAACAAAACAGACAAAGUUACUGCUCACACGAAAGAAUUUAUCCGGAGACAGCUCGAGAAGGAAAUCGACAAAUUGCGGUCAUCGAGAAGUGCGGUUUCAGAAGCUGAUGUUACAAAUGAGUUCUCUUUGGGAGUAUCUGGCGAGCCAUUUUCCUUUACUCAAUGCUCUAACAAAGUUACAACUGCAGAUGCUUCUGGUUUAACUGGGGAGAUAUCUCAGCUAGAAGAGUUUAUCAGAGAAUAUGUGAAGCCAUAGUUGAAUAUUAUGUUUAAACUAAGAUUUUUGUUGAAUUAAAUAUGUUGUGAAUGAUAUUUCUUGGAUGUUAGAACCUAUUAAAAUCAACAUGUCGUGGAGUUUGUCGGGGGUAAGAAUCGCUAUGUUGGGAUCAAUUAAAAUCAACUUCAUUUGGAAAAUUACAUUAGCGUUUUGGCAGCAAAAUGCAGCUUGGAAAAA
Trifolium pratense (red clover) is the source of this 1047-nucleotide messenger RNA. Its product is annotated as signal recognition particle receptor subunit beta-like. The record is from RefSeq and is a predicted model, not a curated record. The transcript is spliced from 6 exons. The coding region runs from base 70 to 849 and encodes 259 amino acids. Gene Ontology annotation, biological process: protein targeting to ER. NCBI's taxonomy places the organism in Eukaryota, Viridiplantae, Streptophyta, Magnoliopsida, Fabales, Fabaceae. Gene Ontology annotation, cellular component: signal recognition particle receptor complex.